Molecule: messenger RNA, 6440 nt
Organism: Sodiomyces alkalinus F11
Lineage: Eukaryota; Fungi; Ascomycota; Sordariomycetes; Glomerellales; Plectosphaerellaceae
Product: phospholipase D1
Exons: 2
Coding region: 498-6002 (1834 amino acids)
Biological process (GO): cell motility
Molecular function (GO): catalytic activity
Source: RefSeq, a predicted model, not a curated record
GUCCGCCUUGACAGCAAGCAGGCAGAGAAUUGCCAGUUGAUCUUCGUGAUCCUCUCUCUUAACCCCUAACUGGGCCUCUUUGUUUCGCUCCAUUUUUAUAUCGAGCCCUCCUGCUUACCCUAGUCUUCUUUUUUUCGCCUGGAACCAAUUUACUUGGCACGUGGACGGCUUAUCGACGACCCCUAACGCCUCGCGGCAUCCAACUUGCCGAGACCGACAGCUACGCCAUUGCCAGCAACAUCAGUUGACAAGUUGGGAAACGAGACGGACGCCUAUCCAUCUUUUCAAGUUUAGGAAACAAGACGGUCUUUCUCUUCGAGUCUCGACGUGUAAUCGGGCAGCACAUCAAACCUUUUCUGCAGGCUUGUCCUCCGAAUCAUGCUUCGUAGCAUCUGCCUACAACAACUGUCUUCUUCCCGACCUGCUUGCCAUGACCUGUGUCCUCAACGAGCUGCAUAGAACGUCCAUAGCCGUGGCCUACGUACCGAUUUCACACUAUGCGCGACCAACCCCGACGAGAUGAAUCCAUCUCGCCAGGGUCAACCGGCGUUAGGCCGGAACCUCCAUCCAUCUCAAGCCAGUUCGGAUCACCGACGAAUCCCCCUGAUCUGACGAACGAAGUCGAUGGCAUCCCCGAGCCGAAUUCGUACCCGACACCCCCAGAAAUCCCCGCCACCGUCGAAGAGACACAGGAAGCACUAGAUUACAUGAACGGCGGUGCCCCUCACCGCCACCACUCCCCCCUCUCUACAGAUGGGACUCGACCUCCGAUACACUCUGUGGCAUGGCCAGCACCAGGUGACGUCGCCGACAAAAGCGAGCAGGCUACGAUGGAGCAAGAUAAUGGAGAUAAUGCAGAGAUGGCGUCACCUCUCGGACGCCGGAGCGUGCAAUUUGCCAGGGCUGAUGUCGUGUUGGACCCCCCUCUCAACCACUCUCGAAACCCUUCGUGGGAUGAUGCGGGAAAGUCUCUUAGCUCUGCUUUCAUGUCCAAACUGAAGCAAAUCACCGGCACUGGAGGCCUGCAGACGCCCAGGGGAUCCGAUGCCGCAACUCCCAACGACACCGGAGGCCAAUCCCUUUCGAACUCGCCCACUGUUGCCCGGGCCGGGUGGAGGAUACCGGGGACAUUGCACGAAGAGGGCAGCGAUGCGGAUGCUGAUGCCGAGGAAACCGCUGACGAGGGUGCCGUGGCCGAUCCAAACAAGGUCAAGAAGAAGAAGAAGAGAAUGAUGCGCCGCCCAAGGAGACAACUCGCAUCCGCCCCGAGCACUCCCGAUAUUCGACAUACCGACCCUGACGGAGUGAUGUCACAGGGUCGUUUUGGCUUUAGGAGGCGACUCAGCAUGCCUGAUGACACAGAACAUCAGCAUGGCGUCUCGGAGGGCGAGGGCCGUGACCAGUUAAUGGCUCCGUCCUGGAUGAGGGGCGCUUCCUGGAUGGGUAGUGCGUCCAGGUUCCCGCGCGAUGGGUCGAGAGAUACCGGAAGCCCCUCAACCAGGGGCCCCGGUCACACUCGGCGGAUCACUGUGUUUGGCGGCGGGGGUGUCUCUGACGGCGAUGCCAUGACCCCCAGGCGUACAUUUUUUGGUGGUGAUAGGGCGACUACGUUUGGCGCCCACAAAUGGAAGCAGGUGAAAAACACCUUGAAGCUGCUCCGGCAGAAGAAGGAAGAUCGCUUCGACUUUGCCAAGUCUGCUGAAUUGAUGGCAGAGCUGAGGGCUGGCGCCCCUGCCGCGCUCAUGCUAGCAAGCAUGAUUCAGCGGGACGAGCACGGUAAUAAGCGUAUCCCGGUUCUCUUGGAGCAAGUGAGGCUCCGGGUUCGAGAUAGUGCACCUGAGCCGGAUGACGACAGCGAGAGGCACUGGGUGUUCACCAUGGACCUGGAAUACGGCAGCGGCCCUAGCCGGAUGAAGUGGACCGUCAUCCGUACGGUAAGGGACAUCUACAACCUUCACGUGCGAUACAAAUUUGCCAUGAGCAACGAUAAAUAUUUCCACGGACGGGCCGAUGUUGGCUCUCGGCCCAAACAGCCCAAGUUCCCAUGGGCCGCCUUCCCCUACCUUCGUGGAGCGCGGUUCAAGGGCGACAGUGAAGAGGACGACGGGGCUAGUACCCCGGGUGAAGAGGCGCCUGAAAGCCAUCGGGGACAACGCGCCGCCGGCGACGAGACAGCAGACGAGACCGACGGCCGGCCACACAACCCCAGAAAAAAAUCACGGUUGGAGAUGUUUGGGAUGCGGAGGAGGUCGACCGGCUUCACCGACCCUGGGGAAGCGUCCGCGCUAGAGAACCGCGCGGAAAUGAUGCAGUCCCGGCGAAGAUACGUCGAGAGGCAGCGCAGGGUGCUUGAGAAAUACAUGCAAGACAUGAUUCGGUGGCUCAUGUUCAGAGCGGACAGCAACAGGCUUUGCAAAUUCUUGGAGCUGUCCGCUCUCGGCGUGCGCCUGGCCGCUGAAGGAAGCUAUCACGGCAAAGAGUGUUACCUCCACAUUCAGUCGUCAAAGGGCCUCGACUUCCGCCGCGUCUUGACACCCAAGAAGGUCAUCGCCAGGCAUAGUCGGAAGUGGUUUCUCGUCCGAUCCAGCUAUAUCGUCUGCGUCGAGUCUCCGGAGAACAUGCUCGUCUACGAUGUCUAUCUGGUCGACCCCAAAUUUCGGAUUGUCUCCAAGAAGAGCACCCUUAAGCAGAUCGGCUCGAAAGACAAGAAGAAAGUCGACCUGACCAAGGAUCCGGCGCCCGAUAAGCACCAUACCGUGACUCUUCAUACCUCGGAGCGGAAAGUCAAACUCUUCUCCCGAAACCAAUCCGUCAUGAGACAGUUCGAGGAUUCCAUUGCCGAGAUGUUGAAGCAGACCGCAUGGCAUUACCCCAAUCGUUUCGACAGCUUUGCACCAGUCCGGCAGGGUGUUUUCGCCCAGUGGCUCGUGGACGGCCGAGACUACAUGUGGAAUGUUUCACGGGCCAUCAGUAUGGCCAGAGACGUGAUCUACAUCCACGACUGGUGGUUGAGCCCGGAGCUCUACAUGAGGCGGCCUCCAGCCAUCAGCCAAAAAUGGCGGCUGGAUCGGUUGUUGCAGCGAAAGGCUCGGGAAGGGGUCAAGGUGUUCAUCAUCGUCUACCGCAACGUCGAAGCCGCCAUCCCCAUCGAUUCCGAAUACACGAAGCACUCGCUGUUGAACCUACACCCCAAUAUCUUCGUUCAGAGGUCUCCCAAUCAAUUCAAGAAGAACCAGUUCUUCUUCGCACACCACGAGAAGCUUUGUGUCAUUGACCAUGAUAUUGCGUUCGUCGGUGGGAUUGAUCUCUGCUUCGGCCGUUGGGAUUGUCCGCAGCACCCUUGCAUCGACGACAAGCCGACUGGCUUCGAGCAAAGUGAACAUCCCAAGGACGCACAGCACUGCCAGCUGUUCCCCGGCAAGGACUACUCCAACCCUCGAGUACAGGACUUCUUCAAACUCAGCGAGCCUUACGAGGAGAUGUACGACAGGUCGAAAGUACCCAGGAUGCCCUGGCAUGACAUCGGAAUGCAAGUGGUUGGCCAGCCGGCCAGAGACCUGACCCGGCAUUUCGUCCAGCGGUGGAACUACAUUCGGAGAGGCCGCACGACCACACGUCCACUUCCGUUCCUGCUGCCGCCACCCGAGGUGAAGUCGGGCGAAAUGGAGAGCCUGGGACUGAAUGGUACAUGUGAAGUCCAGAUCUUGCGGUCGGCCGGCAAUUGGUCGCUGGGCCUCGACGAGCCGGAAUACAGUAUUCAGAACGCCUACAUCAAGUUGAUCGAGGACUCGGAGCACCUCGUCUACAUGGAGAAUCAGUUCUUCAUUACCAGCACCGAGGUCAUGAAUACCCAGAUCGUCAACCGCAUCGGCGACGCCCUUGUCCAACGCAUUAUCCGCGCCCACGAAAAGGAUGAGGACUGGAAAGCCUACAUCCUCAUCCCCCUGAUGCCCGGGUUUCAGAACAGCGUCGACGAGCAAGAGGGCACAAGCGUUCGGCUGAUCCUUCAGUGUCAGUAUUACAGCAUCUGCCGCGGCGAGAACUCCAUAUUUGGUCGCCUUCGAGCCAUGGGUAUCGAGCCGGAGGACUACAUCCAGUUCUACAGCUUGCGCCAGUGGGGUAAGAUGAGCAAUGGGAGUUUGGUGACGGAACAGCUUUACAUCCACGCAAAGUGCAUCAUCGUGGACGACCGCGUGGCCCUCAUCGGUUCUGCCAACAUCAACGAACGGUCAAUGCGGGGCGACCGAGACUCCGAGCUGGCGGCUGUUGUUCGAGACACCGACAUGAUCUGGUCGACCAUGGCUGGCAAACCGUACCGUGUGGGCCGAUUUGCACAUACCCUGCGUCUACGGCUUAUGCGCGAGCACCUCGGCCUGGAUGUGGACGAGAUUUUGGAAGAGGAGAGGCAAGCCGAGCUUGACAGGGAGGCCGAAUACCAAGCCGAGAUGGAAGAGAUCUACCGAGACGGCCAUGCCGAACGCGGCAGUCCCUCUGCAGCUGGUCCCAGCGACUUGGAGCCGUCGGCGACAACGCCCAUUCAACGCCGACCAUUAUCACGAACCCGCAGCGUUAACUACGACGCGGAGGCGCCGCUGGCAGAGGUUGACGGCUCCGAUGGAGAGCGAAAAGAAGCAGACCCUCGUGUGACCAAUAACUCCAAGCAUGCCCUGGAGGUUGAGGGGUACGGCCCAGACCAUUGGAAAGCAGCUCAGAAAGCAGGACUCGACGUGGGACGCGACUCGAUCAUCAUCAACAACCGAGAGGUCCUCGUGCACGACAUCCAUGCAGAGGGUAAGGGGACGCUCGAGUCUCCGAAGAGACCGCGUGAGCGGCGGGCCUCCCCGGUGGCCCGUACCGGAGAUGAAGAUCACGAGUCUGUUCACGACAAACUGCCACCCAUGCCACCCCUCGAUCGACGCACCACAGAUCAGCUUGGGCUUCCUCGUCUCAGUCAACUCCCCAAGCUGCCCAAUGCCGACGAUACAGAUAUCGGAGGACCGCCUGUACAGUUUGAUGCCACCGGAAGGCCCAUUAACGACUUGCCGCACCCUCGAGUGGCGGACAUUAGGCCAGCUCACAUUGAUAAGAACUGCAUGCGUGAUCCUGUAAACAGCUCCUUCAUGGAUGAAAUUUGGAACCGGGUUGCUGAAAACAACACCAAGAUCAUGCGUCGGGUGUUCCGCUGCAUGCCGGAUUCGGAGGUACUCACCUGGACCGACUACCGCGACUAUGACGCCUAUUCUGCUCGCUUCAGGGCGAGCAUGGAGGGGAAGAAAUUCGACGAACCGAAUGUCGCACCUCACGCGGACGGGCCCCCGUCCUCUGCCGGAGGUGGCGGGGCUGGUAUGAGUAUCGCAGGGCCUGGCGCUAUGACCAAGACGGUGACUGAGAAGGCAGGAGAGAAGACACACGCCGCCAAAGUGUUGGAGCACCUACAUGUUCCCAAGACAGCAGCUCAGACGGCGGGACGCGAGUCGGAGAUGGAUGAGAAGGCGGCCCUGGGCCAUACCAGCAGCCACGAGAACGAGAAGACGCGAUGUGUCUCGAGUCUCAGCAUUGAUCCGGAAAAGGCAGCCGGACAGCCGGACCCGAUGGAGGCACCGUCCCCGGCGCUUCCGGCGGGCGAAGUCCCCUUCCCGUCGCUCGAAGGUGCGGAACUGUCCGCUUCAGGAACCGUUGGUUCGUCCCCCGAGAAGGCCAAGGACCGGCACGCUACGUUCUCGCCCACGGAACAGGAGCCCCGUACGAGAGACAGGAGCACGUCGGGUCAACAGGCGCAGGCGUACGGGUCGAUAAGACGGCGGCGACGGGCCACUACCAAAGGCAGUCGGCGCGGUGGCCCUCCCGAGGACAUUUUGCCGGCUGAGGAGGCGGAGGAACUUCUCAGCAUGGUCCAGGGGAACUUGGUAAAGUUCCCUUACGACUGGCUGUUGACGGAGGAGCAGAACGGGAACUGGGGCUUCCAGGUGGAUGGUGUCGCCCCGUUGCAAAUAUACAACUAAUUAAACCCGAGUGGUUUCCUCUUUACUUCGCUGGUUCUAGUGCAUUGGACUUUUGGGUUGGCACGGCGCACUCCAUACAUCUGGUUAGGUUGGCUGGAAGUCGGCGGUGCUGAAGGGGUCAUCCCUAUGGCUACUCCUUUGCGAUCGUUUCCUAGAUGUCGUCUUCCCAAUUAGGUUUUGGUUGCAGGUCUAUGGCGCGCAUCCUUUCCUAUGUAUACACCGCCCUGCUAAAGUUCGUUCCCUCUGUUGUACAAUACAUCUAUAAUACAGCUUUACUUUUACACCUUUUCACUCACCCAGAUGGCGCCUCGACAUCCAGCACGGAUGACACCUGUCAGCAACCAAUGGGGCUCGGCUUUCUGUGCGUCGUGUUCCACGGCAUGAUCGAGAUGCUCCAGCUCCUCGUCCCGUAUCCUCCUCAGCGUGCUAAUCAGGUCG